Suillus clintonianus is the source of this 2946-nucleotide messenger RNA. RefSeq names its product quinon protein alcohol dehydrogenase-like superfamily. NCBI's taxonomy places the organism in Eukaryota, Fungi, Basidiomycota, Agaricomycetes, Boletales, Suillaceae. The record is from RefSeq and is a predicted model, not a curated record. The coding region runs from base 1 to 2946 and encodes 981 amino acids. The transcript is spliced from 22 exons. Gene Ontology annotation, molecular function: protein binding. Gene Ontology annotation, biological process: proteasome-mediated ubiquitin-dependent protein catabolic process. Gene Ontology annotation, cellular component: GID complex.
AUGUCUCGUGUUCAUGCAUCUCGUUCUUUCCACGAUGCGGCCUCAAGUAUUUCCGGUAUACCUAACUCCUACCCUCGAGGUGAAGCGUAUGGAGAUUCGAGACGAAAUCAGACUAUCAUUAGUCUCUUAAAUGUCCUUAGCGAACUCACGAAUGAGUCUUCUCUAGACAAUGAUGCCAACUUUCCUCCCGCCUUCGAAGAUGACGAUCCGACAAUAGAUGAGAAGCUGCAAAUAGCAGGAUCGGAAUCAUUCAACAAGUUUGAGAGGCGAAUAGAUAAUCUUGACAAAGAGCUGCGCAACUUUGCCAAUGCUGCUCGCCAGCUUGGCAGUUCCGUUGGAAUCUUAUCCUCUGGGUUUGGACUACGCGACCGCCUCGCGAAGCUGCUGUUUCUAUUUCGCGAGAACGCAGCUACUUUGUUUCCUCGGAAGAUUUCGCGUCAACCUCGAGAAGAGCCGAUUGUUCAUGAGUGGACAGAGCGGCGGCGCACAGAUAAUCAACCUUUGUCCAAGGCCCACACCGAUCCUGAAAGUUUUCCCGAUCAAUUUGCUGGCUUCGCAGAAGACGUCGUAACGUUCCUGAACUGCCUGAACGAGUUCCCUGAGUUCACAGACGAGGCCGUCAAUACGUCAAUGCGUUCUUUUGAAUGUGAUCUGAAGUAUUGGGCUUCAUGUCUUCAGGAGUACAAAGGUCAAUUUCGCUAUCCAGCAGUGCAGCGCUAUAUCCAUGAUUUAACAUCGGAGAUUGGGGAGCACAUUGACAACAUCACAGUCAAUCUGUCCAUGUUUAUUGAAAUCGGUGUUCCAACGAUUCGAUUCGCCCAGCACCAUGCAGCAUCAAACUUGUUGAACCUGUCGACAGUCGCAACGUUCUUUUCGGUUGUGACGGCGACGACCUUACAGUUCUCAUACCGGUUGACGGACGGCGUGCUGGAGACUUCUGUCAAUGCGUUCUGGUUCUCUUCAUUGGUUUUCAGCAUAGCAGCCGCAGUGAACAGUCUCCUGGGUCUUACCUGGAAGCAAGCAAUGUAUCGCUCUCCAGGGCAUAGGGUACCUUGGUGGGUAUUGAUAUGGAUUAAACGAUCGCCUUUAGUGUUUCUCGUGAUGUCUGUGGCAUGCUUUUCCGCGGGCUUGAUGCUGUUCACAUAUGCCACAGAUCAGGGAUUUGUCACGUCCACGAUCACCACUGUUUUCACGGCAAGUCUACGGAUAGUUCCAGCCGCUAUUGAAAUGUAUGCUUACCCAAAUCACAGACAGGCACCUCCUUCGGCCUGGCUGUUGUCUCAGCUUGGUUCGUCUCGGAGCGUUGGAUAUUUGUUCACUACCAUGCGCAUACUUUGCCUUGGGCUAUUCGUGACAAUGCGUAGCAUCAUUCCCCCGUGCAUCGAGGUCAUCAGUAGCCUGUUAAGACGAAUCUCUUUCAAGCUCACCGACGUGAUUACCCGGAUCGGACGUAGGGACCAUACUCUUCCCACUAUGCAGGAGGGCCCGCCGAGGGACGAUCUUUCUCACCGCCGCGACAUCUCUACGUCGGUGUCCUCGGCUUUCACCGAGAAUCCUACUUCAAUGGAAGGGCUCACUAGUGAGGAAACCAAGUCGUCUCGCCCGACCAUCGCCCGUCAGCGCUUCAAAGGAGCUGUACGUUCUGUCAUCGUAAUGCAACAACAGCAAGCGGGGCGGCCCCCGAUGCCGCAACGACUUCCAUCCUUCGACUGCUGGAACUCUACUAUUGGGAUAUCUCCCACUCGGCCCUCGUCCGUGGAUUUGGACGCUAUGCGAGGACCGCGAGCCACUUUAAGCCCGAAGCUGAAAACCCUAGAACCUGUACAGGACCUCUCCGUACACACCGCCCUUGUCCGGCAUUUACAAUUCUCCCCGAGCGGCAAAUAUCUUGCUACGUCAAGUUGGGAUCGAUCUUCCGUCAUCUUUCGUGUGGAGGAUGCUUUUGCAAUCCAUGCCAUUCUUGUACACGUGCGAGGCUUCAUCGGUCAGGUUGCAUGGUCCGAUUCUGGUAACAUUCUCUUGACGAGAUUACCCCGCGGAAUCAAGGUUUGGACGGAGGAUGGAAUCUGCAAGAGAACAAUCGAACGCCCGCACUCUGUGUCGUCCGUCGUAUGGCUGCCUGCGAACGAGAUCGAAGGUAGCAGAGUUCUCAAACUGGACAUUAAAGGAAGGGUUCUGGAUUCUUACCACUUUGGCCACAUCCAGCUGCACAAUGUGGCUGUGACUCCAGAUGGUCAACGGUUGCUGGGUGUUGGUCCACUCCUUGCGGCACCUAACGGGAUGCAUCCAAGCCGCACUACUAGGGUUGAGAAGUGCAUAGUAGUUUUCAACAUGGAGACCGGAACAUUUGAAAACCAAACACCCGUCUUCAACGACGUGCGUGAUAUAACGGUGUCCAAAAGGGGUGGCAAUGUGUUGAUUUCAUUCGAGUACAAGACACCUCCGCAGCUAUGGAAGAUGGAGUUAGUACGGGAUACUAAAGACCGCGAAAACCCCUAUGCACAAAUCGCUAGGCUUAUUCUCCGUCACACGUAUCAGCCCACAGCUCAUGUGGAUUUUGUGGGACCGAGUUACUUCGGCGGUGUGGAUGAUCAGCUAGUGUUAUGUGCGGGCAAAGCGGGCGAUAUCCAUAUCUGGGAACGCGAUACUGCAAUUUUGCUCCACUACAUCCGACCUCAGAUGUUCGGCGGGGACUUGACAUGUGUCGCAUGGAAUCAUUCAACUGACGACCCCUUCAUGUUAGCGACGGGCAGCCAUGAUGGUACAGUGCACAUAUGGAGGACGCCGAUAUGGGACGGCUCAUCUGAUGGUGGUUCGUAUCUCGAGCAAGCUGCGGGUAUGACAGUUGCGGAUCAGUCACCCGUCCUUGGUCCCCCGCCUGCGCCUGGAGCCAGUCGAGGGCCCCGAGAAACAGCGUCGACCAUACGUACAAAAUUCUCCUGUUAG